Messenger RNA from Penicillium expansum, 1389 nucleotides. RefSeq lists its product as uncharacterized. Gene Ontology annotation, molecular function: monooxygenase activity; FAD binding. The record is from RefSeq and is a predicted model, not a curated record. NCBI's taxonomy places the organism in Eukaryota, Fungi, Ascomycota, Eurotiomycetes, Eurotiales, Aspergillaceae. The transcript is spliced from 7 exons. The coding region runs from base 1 to 1389 and encodes 462 amino acids. Gene Ontology annotation, biological process: secondary metabolite biosynthetic process.
AUGGUGUCCAACGGUCAGGUCAAUGGCCAUGUUUCUCAGGCGUCGUUGAAGAUCCCAAGAUAUCCCAGCAAUUGCCUCGAAUUCUUAAACGAUCCAUUAUCGUGUGAAAAGACCCUUCCUUCAAAGGUCCGCCUAAACAUCAUCGUUGUCGGCGCUGGACUCGGCGGACUAGCAACAGCCAUCGCGCUCGCAAGUUCCGGCCACGCCGUGACUGUCUACGAGCAAGCACAGAAGCUCGGAGAAGUCGGUGCUGGUAUCCAAAUCCCAUCCAACUCAACCCGCCUCCUAAGCAGACUCGGUCUGGACCCAUAUCUGAAAGAGUAUGUGACCGAGCCAGAGUUCAUUUCCUUCCGACGCUGGCAAUCAGGGGAUGUUAUUGGGCUCACGCGACUCAUCCCGAGCUUCCAAGAACGGUUCGGCGCGCCGUACUAUGUGAUCCACCGCGCAAAUUUCCAUUCUGCGCUACAUCAACGCGCGCUAGAUCUGGGUGUCACGGUUAAGGUUGCUUCGCGAGUUGUGGGAUAUAACGUCGAGGAACCGAGCAUUGUUCUCGAGAAUGGUGAAAAUGCUUCGGCUGAUUUGAUCGUUGCUGCAGAUGGUGUUAAGUCGGUUGCUCGAGGGAUUUUUGACCAGAGCGGCAAGCCCUCAUUCGAGAAGACCGGGUUCGCAGCUUACCGAGCUACUGUGGACGUGGAGCGCAUCAAGGAAGACCCGGAACUUUCUUGGCUGUUGGAAAAGCCAGCUCUCAAUAUAUGGGUCGGUGAUCAGCGGCACGUAAUGACAUACACCAUCGGAGCCGGCAAGUCUUUCAACAUGGUUCUUUCGCAUCCAGAUGACAGUGACCCCUCAACCUGGGAUCAGCAAAAUACUCUUGGGGAUAUGAGACGCGAGUUCCAAGGAUGGGACAGUCGGCUUGAGAAGAUUAUCGGACUUAUCGAGAAAACCAUCAAAUGGCCAUUGAUCAGUGGAGUCCCUUUAUCUCGCUGGAUGAAUGGCAAGGUGUUACUCCUAGGAGAUGCAGCACAUGCAAUGCUGCCUUACAUGUCACAGGGCGCGGCAAUGGCUGUCGAAGACGGCGCAGCACUAGCACGCUCACUGUCUAAAAUUGAGAACACCGCAGACAUCCCCAAAGCAUUGAGUAUUUUCGAGCAGGUCCGCAUCGAGCGAGCUGGAAUGAUGCAGGAGGCCAGUCUUCUGAAUGGAAAGCUGUGGCAUUUCGCCGAUGGGCCGACUCAGGAAGCCCGUGAUGUAGCUAUGAAGCCUGAGACUUUGGGUUUGCCUUUCAGUCAUAGCCCUAAUCAGUGGAGUGACCCGGCGACUCAGAUGUGGUGCUAUGGAUAUGAUGCCGAGAAAGAGAUUGAUCGAGCCUGGAAGAAAUCGGAAUUGUAG